Messenger RNA from Contarinia nasturtii (swede midge), 1000 nucleotides. RefSeq lists its product as uncharacterized. NCBI's taxonomy places the organism in Eukaryota, Metazoa, Arthropoda, Insecta, Diptera, Cecidomyiidae. The transcript is spliced from 8 exons. The record is from RefSeq and is a predicted model, not a curated record. Bases 31 to 891 code for a protein of 286 amino acids.
UUUGUUUUAGUUGAAUUCUAUAAUCAAAAAAUGAAGUACUUUUUAAAAUUUGCAUUAGUUUGCUGCUUUGUUUCGAAUACAUGGACAGCACCGACAAACCCGGACGUUGAAGACCCAAUAAAUCCUUUAUUGAUAACUAGUGCUGCCGUCGUUGCCGGAAAGUUAUGUGGUCCCUCAAAUGCAUUGAUAUCGCUUGGAAUCGGCAGAGCUACCGCAGCAGGUGUGAAAAAAUAUCAAGAGACAAACGAUGCAUUUAUGGCUGCAAAUGUGGCUGCUCAACAUGGAAUAAAAGGUGCUGCUGAUUUUAUAAUAGCUUGUGCAAAUGUGGCUAUAAUGGGAACAUCAAUUGCAAAUGAUAUUCGAGAAUCCAAAGAUCCAAAAGAUGUAAUUAUUCAUCGAACGCAACCCACAAUUGAUUUCUUGAAAAACGAGAUUUUGACAAAACCAAAAGGACAAGUUGCAAAUCAACUGCUUACCGGUGCCAAUGUCGCAAUGACAUGGACAGUUGGACCUAUACCGGCAUGGAUAGCAUCAACAAUCGCUAGAGCUGCAUUAGAAGGUCAACAAAAAUUUGUUGAUACUGGUGACUUAGAAGAAAGUUUGAAAACGGCUGCUCGAACUGCAUACGACAGUGCCACUGAAUUGUUUCAAGCGGUGUGUACGAUCGUAGCAAGUUCCGUCGAUUUGGCAGAAGAUAUUUCGUAUCAAAGAAAAGAUAUGAAAACAGCAGUGAUAGAGCGAUGCGGUCAAGCUUUCAAGAGUCUUCUUACCAAAAAGAGAAAUACAGGUGACGCGAGCAAUUUGAUUAGUCCGAGCACAUCACGUGCGAGUUUAAAACGCAUACUGAGUAGGAAGGAUGAACCGAGUACGAGUAGACGAAAGACAAAAUAAAGUGCUUGGAAAUAGCUUUGUGCGAAUUUUUGUGUUUAAUGCAAAAAAUCGAUUACAAAAUUGUUAUUUAUUGGUUUGAAUGUUUAUUAAAGUCAAAUUAAUACAACAA